UUUCUGUAGUUUCCAUUUCCUUUAGGAAGUACUUCCCAAAGCAAGAAUACUGGAUCAAAGGGGGUGAACCAUUUUGAGGAGACUUCUAGGGUGAAGUAGGGCAUUUUAUCAGAAGUCAUAAGCAUUCCUGUUUCUACAUUUACCAUUGGGUGUUUUCAUGCAUAGUUUCUUUAAUAAAAUAUGUAACAUGACAAUCUUCAAGUAGACAUUCAGAAUUCUUUAUUAUAGGUUCCACCAGUUGUACAGGAUGAAAAUAAGAAUCUAGUAGUCUGCAGUUUCCAGAGACAAUAUCUCUCAUAAGAAUAAAAGUCUAAAACUAAGAGCUACUAUCUCCUGGAUAUUCCACUCCCUGAAACAUGUUCAUAUCUAACAAUGCCUGCUUGGUGCCUAGUUCUUUCUGGCUUACUGGAAUUCCAGGGCUGGAGUCCCUGCACAUCUGGCUUUCUAUCCCCUUCAGCUCUAUGUACCUGGUGGCUGUGGUGGGGAAUGUGACCAUCCUGGCGGUGAUAAAGAUGGAACGCAGCCUGCACCAACCCAUGUACUUCUUCCUAUGCAUGUUGGCUGUCAUUGACUUGGUCCUGUCAACCUCUACCAUGCCCAAACUGCUAGCUAUCUUCUGGUUUGGUGCCCGCAACAUUGACCUGGAUGCCUGCUUGACUCAGAUGUUCUUCAUCCACUGCUUUGCCACUGUUGAGUCCGGCAUCUUCCUUGCCAUGGCUUUUGAUCGCUAUGUCGCUAUUUGUGACCCAUUACACCACACCUCAGUGCUCACUCAUGCAGUGGUGGGUCGUUUGGGCCUGGCUGCCCUCCUCCGUGGAGUACUCUACAUUGGACCCCUACCUUUGAUGAUUCGCCUGAGGCUGCCCCUUUACCGGACCCAAAUCAUUGCCCAUUCCUAUUGUGAGCACAUGGCUGUAGUCACCAUGGCAUGUGGUGACACAACAGUCAACAACUUUUACGGAAUGGGAAUUGGCUUCCUGGUAUUGAUCUUGGAUUCAUUAGCCAUCACUGCCUCCUAUGUGAUGAUUUUCAAGGCUGUAAUGGGAUUGGGCACCCCUGAGGCUAGGCUUAAAACCCUAGGGACAUGUAGUUCUCAUAUUUGUGCCAUUCUUGUCUUCUAUAUCCCCAUUGCUGUUUCUUCUCUCACUCAUCGCUUUGGACAUGAUGUGCCUCCCCAUAUCCAUAUCCUUUUGGCCAACUUUUACCUCCUCAUCCCACCCAUCCUCAACCCAGUUGUCUAUGCUGUCCGUACCAAACAGAUAUGA
This is a messenger RNA of Panthera uncia (snow leopard), 1265 nucleotides long. RefSeq names its product olfactory receptor 52M1-like. Gene Ontology annotation, biological process: G protein-coupled receptor signaling pathway. The record is from RefSeq and is a predicted model, not a curated record. Gene Ontology annotation, cellular component: membrane. Gene Ontology annotation, molecular function: olfactory receptor activity; G protein-coupled receptor activity. Lineage: Eukaryota; Metazoa; Chordata; Mammalia; Carnivora; Felidae. The transcript has a single exon. Bases 357 to 1265 code for a protein of 302 amino acids.